Messenger RNA from Gordionus sp. m RMFG-2023, 732 nucleotides. Its product is annotated as tRNA wybutosine-synthesizing protein 3 homolog. Lineage: Eukaryota; Metazoa; Nematomorpha; Gordioida; Chordodea; Parachordodidae. Bases 78 to 650 code for a protein of 190 amino acids. The transcript is spliced from 6 exons. The record is from RefSeq and is a predicted model, not a curated record.
GUUUAAAGGAAUAUUUAAAAUUCAUAUGAUAUGAAUAUACGCCAUCUAUGUUUAUUUUUUUAUCUGAAUUCACGUAAAUGGAAAAUGUAAUAAAUGAUAAUUUUAAUCGGCAACGACUAUCCACCUUCUUUCAUGCUGAUAAUAGUAUAAAGGGAUCCAUUGACAGAAAUAUUUGUGAUCUUAUAGUUCUUAUUAAUAGUCUUUCAGAUUAUUAUACAACUUCAUCUUGUUCAGGGAGAAUUAGCAUAACAAAUAAUUCUAGUGGAAAACAAGGUCGUUUAAUCAACUCCUAUCACGAUCCGACACCCUCAGAUAAAAUCAUUGAGGAAUUAGUUACUGAUGGUGAUUUUUCUAUAUCAUUUGAACCAUUUAUUCUUCAUAUACAAUGUAGGAAUUUAGAAAAAGCAUCACAAUUGUUGUCUGUUGUUUUAAAUGAAGGAUUUAAAAAUUCUGGCUUGGUUAUAGGAAAAAGCAAAAAAAUUAAUCUGGCAAUCAGGAACACCUCAAGUAUACAUGUUCCAUUAAAUUACCAACUUGUGUCUAAUGAAUAUGUUAAAUACAUUGUUGAUAUUUUAAAUGAAGCAUUGAAAAAAAAUAAUGAUAAAUUAUACAAAUUCACAAAAUUUCUAACAGAUUAUUACAAUAAAUAAUUAAAUAUUUUAUUUAUUAUGUAAAUAUAUACAAUGCAUUUGUAAUUUGAGCAAAAAGUACCAAUUCUAAAUAUAUAAAUAU